Messenger RNA from Melampsora larici-populina 98AG31, 882 nucleotides. RefSeq lists its product as uncharacterized. The transcript has 8 exons. The record is from RefSeq and is a predicted model, not a curated record. Lineage: Eukaryota; Fungi; Basidiomycota; Pucciniomycetes; Pucciniales; Melampsoraceae. Gene Ontology annotation, cellular component: membrane; endoplasmic reticulum. Gene Ontology annotation, biological process: membrane organization; endoplasmic reticulum tubular network organization. The coding region runs from base 1 to 882 and encodes 293 amino acids.
AUGGCGCCACCAUCGCAAAACGCAAGUGGUUCAGCCAGUAGUAGUAAACGAAUGUCAUAUAUGCACCUUGCUUGGUCUCUUGGUCAUAUCCUCGUUCUCCUUUCCACUAUCUGGACUUUUCUCGGUGCACUCUUCUUCAAAUCUCGAUCUACGUCUUACUAUAUUGCUUGCUCCGGUGCGAUCCUCUCAUGGUCAAUCGUUGUUUAUAAGUCUUUGGGUAUUCCUUCUUUCUCUAGAGCAUAUUUUCAACGCGCGGCCAUGGAUGAAAAUGUACAGUAUCUGGCUGUAGCUUUAUAUUGGUUUUUUUCAAAACCUAUCUAUGUAACCCUUUUGCCGUUUGCGAUCUUCAGUACUUUCCACAGUUUGACUUUUGUAAGGACCUCACUGUUACCCAAGAUUCCAUCUCCAAAAAAGGACGCAACUGGUGCAUCAACGUCAUCAGGAACAGGUUCCGAAGGUCCACAACAAGUUGCAAUUGCUGUUAGUCGAUCUAUUCAGAAUUGGGUCAAACAGAAUUAUGAAUCAGCUAUGUACUUGGUAGCUAUCAUUGAAGUAGUAGUGAUUCAAGGGCGUGUGACUGUAGGUGCCCUCUUAUUCCAGAACAGCUUCCUUCAUCCUCUAUUCUUUGCACAUUUCCUUCGGUUACGAUUUUACCUAUCUCCUCAGACUCGAGCAGCUCUCUCAGCUGUGAACACGACCAUUGAUCACUACCUGAAUCAUCCUAGCUGCCCAGGCGCUGCUAAGACAGGUGUCAAUGUGGUCAGAAACCUAAUAAUCCAAUACGCCGACUCGGUGAUCUCUGUACCAGCUCAACCAGCUGGUUCGAACGCUACGCCAAGUAAGCUUGGUAGACCUCCAGCAACUCCUAGCUCUGCAAGAUAA